AUGGAGGGAUGUUUGCGGACGCUCUGUAGAGUCUCUGAGGCUGAACGUUCUUCUCUUCGGAUGAACCGGCAUCAGCUGUGCGACGCGGCGACCAUGAGUCACCUGACCUCUGUCAUGCUGUGUCUGAUUGGCUUCUUGAUCACAGGUGACGCUCUUCACAUCUCAGAUGUGACUCUGAUCAAUCCAGACCCGGUCGUGUCUUCAGCCAACUCGCCAUCACUCGUGUGUGUGAGCAGCGACUGGACAAGUUCUGGUACCGGUUCUCUGAGUUUGGGUCACGAGUGUCCGGAUCACGAAGCUCAUAUCCUGAACGCUGAGACGGACCGAAGCCGCCAGUCUGCCGCUAAAGUCACGUGGAUGUCACGCAAUCACACGUUUGGUACUUUUUUCUGUCAAGUUAAAAACUCAAAUGGAAGUAAAAUCUACACAUACAAGAUGCUCAAUGAAGCUUCAUUCCUGCCUGAAUUAAUGACAGUCACUGUUAAUGAAGGCGAUGAUGUCAACAUCUCUUACACCAGAAAGACACAUUUACCAGAGGACACGGUUAUCUUUAAAAAUGGAAAAUUUGAACACUCAUCACCCAAAGAGGACAUUAUGGACGUCAUUCAUUACCCCAUAACUAAUGCGACAGCACACAUUCAUGCUGGCAUUUAUACCAUCAUUUAUAUUUCUGGUGCUCCGUUCAGUUCUGCAAUAACACGACUGAUAGUCAGAAGUUGUAAGGCUGGGUUAUGGGGAGUGAAUUGUACAAACUCAUGUCCACCGUGUGUUAACGGAGGCGUGUGUCAUGAUGGAACGGGAGAAUGUAUCUGUCCUCCGGGAUUCAAAGGAGCCACGUGUGAAAUCGUGUGUGGUGAGGGGCGUUACGGGAGCAGCUGUAAAGAGCGUUGUGUAGACGGACAGUGUCGCGCUCUCGUCUUCUGUCUCAGAGAUCCGUACGGCUGCUCGUGUGCCGCUGGAUGGAGGGGAUUUAACUGCACUGAUGCGUGUCCGGUGGGCUUCUACGGCGCCGGUUGUAAACAGAAGUGUGAGUGUGAACGAGGAGUGAAGUGCGAUCGCUUCAGAGGGUGUGUGUGUGCGGGCUGGCAUGGAGCUCGUUGUGAGAAACUAGACGUGAGACCUGUCAUCACGAGCAGUCUGAGAGACACUGAACUUAAUGCCGGAGCCGUUUACACUGUUAACUGCUCCGCAUCGGGUCAACCCGCUCCAUUACACGGUGAAAUUACACUGCUGAAACCAGAUAAAACUACCAUCUAUGCUGUGGACACGCACACACAUAAUGAUCAGACAACAUCCAUGUUCAGAGUGGAAAAGAUCACCAUAUCUGACGCUGGUCGAUGGCUGUGUCAGCUGAAAACCACAAACUUUCAGGAGGAGAAAGAAUUCAUGGUAAAUGUCAAAGUUCCACCAAAACCGCACAAUCCUCCUCUUCUGAAGGACAGCGGCCUGUACCAUCUGCUGGUGCUGGUGAAUGCAGAUCUGUACACAGGAGAUGGACCUCUCACCUCAGUCAAGGUCAUCUAUAAACAAGCCAGCGCAUCCACAUGGAAAUCCAUAGAGGCAAGCGGAUCUCUGGUGAGGUUGGACAAUCUGUCACCCAUGACCCAGUACACCACAUUUGUGCAGCUGAGUCGCCGUGGAGCAGGCGGAACAGGCAAACCUGGACCUGAAGCGACUUUCUCCACACAGAUGCUUAAGUUGCCGAUGGGAAUGAAACUAACACCAGUCAGUCAGACCGAGCUGGCUCUGUCAUGGGACUCGACUCAGACUGAAGAGAACUGGGGUUAUGAGAUCGAGUGUCAGCAGGACGAUUCAUCAGAAAUUGUGUGGAGCUUCAAGCUCGCGUCUAACUCUUCUGGCCUUCAUCUAAACAAGCUCAAACCCAGAAACAAAUACCAGUGUAAGGUGAAGAUGGCCACCAGCUCCACAGGACAGCCGUGUCGCACAGUCACUGCCUGGACACUGAGUGACCAGCUUCCACCCCCUCCUGAUAAUGUCUCCACCUGCAACAUUAGUGACUCCUCCGCCAUCAUCACCUGGUCAAUUGUCGAAGGUCACUCCAUCUCCAGAGUGAUCAUUCGUUACGAGCAGAUGGGGCGGUCUGAUUACAGCCAGCAGGUGGAGCUCGGCGUGCAGGUGGAGCAGACCAACAUGCAGUUCCAGCUAAGGGGUCUGAGAGCCGAAACCACCUACCAGCUGGAGAUCUGGACCAUCAACAACAUGGGAGAGAGCGCAGAGAGACCGCAGUUCAGUCUCAAGACCUUGACGCCGCAGGAGAGCUCACAGUUAUUUGGGUUCAGGGGUCAUGGCAACAUGCUCUUCUAUGCUAUACUGUGUUCUGCUGGAAUGACGUGCAUCACAAUUCUGCUGGCAUUCUGCAUCGUACUGCAGCUCAAGAGAGCCACCUACCAGAGACGCAUAGAGCAGGCCUUUCACAAUAUCACGAGAGAGGAACCGGCAGUGCAUUUCAGCUCUCUGAACACACAGAAGGAGCAACAGAACUCCAGUCAGUCUGUGGCCUAUCCGACACUCCAGUGGAGCGAUAUCAAGUUUCAGGACGUGAUUGGCGAGGGAAACUUUGGACAGGUGUUGAAAGCUCGCAUUAAGAAAGACGGACUGAGGAUGGAUGCUGCAAUUAAGAGAAUGAAAGAAUACGCCUCUAAGGACGAUCACAGAGACUUUGCUGGGGAGCUGGAGGUUUUGUGUAAACUGGGUCACCAUCCAAACAUCAUCAACCUCCUGGGAGCGUGUGAACAUAGAGGUUAUCUGUAUUUGGCCAUUGAAUUCGCUCCUCAUGGAAAUCUGCUGGAUUUCUUGCGUAAGAGUCGAGUGUUGGAAACGGAUCCGGCAUUCGCCAUCGCUAACAGCACCGCGUCCACGUUGUCAUCGCAGCAGUUACUGCACUUCGCUGCAGAUGUGGCACGUGGCAUGGAUUACUUGAGCCAGAAGCAGUUUAUUCACAGAGAUUUAGCAGCCAGAAACAUCCUGGUAGGAGAAAACUUUGUGGCAAAGAUUGCUGACUUCGGCCUGUCCAGAGGUCAGGAGGUGUACGUGAAGAAGACCAUGGGUCGUUUGCCUGUGAGGUGGAUGGCCAUCGAAUCGCUCAACUACAGUGUUUAUACCACUAACAGUGACGUAUGGUCGUAUGGAGUUCUGCUGUGGGAAGUGGUGAGCUUAGGUGGUACGCCGUACUGCGGUAUGACAUGCGCCGAGCUCUAUGAAAAACUACCACAAGGGUAUCGACUGGAGAAACCGCUGAACCGCUGUGACGACGAGGUGUAUGAGCUGAUGAGACAGUGUUGGAGAGAAAAACCGUACGAGAGACCUUCAUUUGCUCGGAUUUUGAUGUCACUCAACCGUAUGCUGGAAGAGAGGAAGACAUAUGUGAACACAACGCUGUAUGAGAAAUUCACAUACGCAGGCAUCGACUGCUCUGCAGAGGAAGCUGGCUGAUGAACGCCGUCACAUCUAACAUCACGCUUCAGUGUAAAUAUACAGAUGUCAAAUUUAUGUCAAAUCCUCUCAGCAGGUUUCAUAGAUUCAUGUUUUACACACAUUGUGUAUUCCAGAUCAGAUCAGCAUAUUUUUCUUUUAUCACAGUUUUUUUUUUUUGUUUGUUUUUUUUUUUUUUUUGUGAAAUGUUCAAGUGCAGAUAUUGUAUGACAGUAUAACAUAUUUUUAAAGAAACUGUUUUGCUUGAUACUGAAAAUGUUAUGCUGAAAAAGACAAUUGUUGUUUCUUGUGUCUGAAUGUAAAUAUUGUUCUGUAAACAAAAAUUAUUGCAUAUGCCGGCUGCUUUGAUAAACUUCUGGGGGGUAAAAAAUGUCAGUUUUCAGAUACAAAACCUGCAACCUUCAAUGUGUACAGAACAAGAAAUAAAGAUCAUGUAUAACCCAUUCCAAAUGUACUCUUUGCCACAUCUGGAAUUACUUGAGGAAAUUUACCAGCCAUAAAACUGUAAUAUUUCAUGAAACAUGUUGUUGUUCCCUAAUUGGAAAUAAUUUAGCUGUCAUUUUAGGAUUUUUAUUUAAACUUAUGGUAAAUCUGCAGUAAAAGUCACUGAUCUUGUCUU
This is a messenger RNA of Myxocyprinus asiaticus (Chinese sucker), 4072 nucleotides long. It is a transcript of the gene tek, whose product is annotated as TEK tyrosine kinase, endothelial. Gene Ontology annotation, biological process: positive regulation of endothelial cell migration; positive regulation of phosphatidylinositol 3-kinase/protein kinase B signal transduction; positive regulation of MAPK cascade. Gene Ontology annotation, cellular component: plasma membrane; signaling receptor complex. The record is from RefSeq and is a predicted model, not a curated record. The coding region runs from base 1 to 3453 and encodes 1150 amino acids. The transcript is spliced from 23 exons. Gene Ontology annotation, molecular function: ATP binding; protein binding; transmembrane receptor protein tyrosine kinase activity. NCBI's taxonomy places the organism in Eukaryota, Metazoa, Chordata, Actinopteri, Cypriniformes, Catostomidae.